This is a messenger RNA of Anas platyrhynchos (mallard), 8060 nucleotides long. It is a transcript of the gene CDH4, whose product is annotated as cadherin 4. NCBI's taxonomy places the organism in Eukaryota, Metazoa, Chordata, Aves, Anseriformes, Anatidae. Gene Ontology annotation, cellular component: catenin complex; plasma membrane; adherens junction. Gene Ontology annotation, molecular function: calcium ion binding; beta-catenin binding; cadherin binding. The record is from RefSeq and is a predicted model, not a curated record. Gene Ontology annotation, biological process: cell-cell junction assembly; calcium-dependent cell-cell adhesion; cell migration.
UGAAGCUAAAUGGUGAAUGCCUUAGUUUCUGUGAUUGUUUGUUCUCCCUGAAUCAGCGUGUGGAUUGUGUGGGUUAUUUUAGGGGUGAGAGGAACCCAAUGUUUUUGGGGUGGUUCCUUCAUGUGUAUGUAACAUCUCAUUAAGCAGGCUGAAGUUGGAACAUCACAUAGCUACUGACUGUAAAUUUCUCAGCAAGACUGGCAGCUUACUCAAACACUCACAAGUGUACUGAGACCAGCGCAACCUACACAUGACCCACUUCUGUGUUGUAUCAUUCUUCACCCUGCAAGGACGCCCAAAGACUGCUUUUGACAGAGGCACGCGAUGGGGAUCUUACAGUUAGACCCACAUGCAAGCCUGGCUUUUCAGAAGAAGACUACACAGCAUUCGUCUCCCAAAGUAUCAUGGAAGGGCAGAAGCUACUGAAAGUAAAAUUUAAUAACUGUGCCGGUAACAAGGGAGUUCAGUAUGAAACCAACAGCUUGGACUUCAAGGUGAGAGCAGAUGGGACCAUGUAUGCUGUCCACCAGGUGCAAAUGCCCUCAAAGCAGAUGAUCCUGAUGGUGACCGCCUGGGAUCCCCAGACCCUGGGCAGAUGGGAGGCAAUCAUCAGGUUUCUGGUGGGAGAGAAGUUGCAACACAAUGGACACAAGCCAAAGGGAAGGAAGAGCAUACCCGGGGAGCUGGCACAGCAGCAAAGUGACACCCUCCUCCCAUGGCGCCAGCAUCAGAGCGCUAAUGGCCUCCGGCGGCAAAAGCGAGAUUGGGUCAUCCCACCGAUCAACGUGCCAGAAAAUUCGAGAGGCCCCUUUCCGCAGCAGCUGGUUCGGAUUCGUUCCGAUAAGGACAAAGAGAUCCAUAUCAGGUACAGCAUCACUGGAGUGGGAGCCGACCAGCCGCCAAUGGAAGUCUUCAGCAUUGACCCUGUGUCUGGCAGGAUGUAUGUGACUCGCCCGAUGGACAGAGAAGAAAGAGCUUCCUACCAUCUCCGGGCUCAUGCAGUGGAUAUGAAUGGAAACAAAGUGGAGAAUCCUAUUGACCUUUACAUCUAUGUGAUUGAUAUGAAUGACAACAGACCGGAGUUUAUAAACCAAGUCUAUAAUGGAUCUGUUGAUGAAGGCUCUAAACCAGGUACCUAUGUGAUGACAGUGACUGCGAAUGAUGCUGAUGACAGUACUACAGCGAACGGGAUGGUGAGAUACCGAAUUGUGACUCAGACCCCACAGAGCCCGUCACAAAACAUGUUUACCAUUAACAGCGAGACGGGAGACAUCGUCACCGUGGCUGCUGGCCUUGACAGAGAGAAAGUUCAGCAGUAUAUAGUCAUUGUUCAAGCCACAGAUAUGGAAGGAAAUCUUAACUAUGGUCUCUCAAACACGGCAACUGCAAUCAUUACGGUGACAGAUGUGAAUGACAACCCACCCGAAUUCACUACGAGCACUUAUUCAGGGGAAGUUCCUGAGAACAGAGUGGAGGUUGUGGUUGCAAAUUUGACGGUGAUGGACCGGGACCAGCCUCACUCCCCCAACUGGAAUGCCAUCUACCGCAUCAUCAGCGGGGACCCCUCUGGGCACUUCACCAUCCGGACAGACCCUGUCACCAACGAAGGCAUGGUAACCGUCGUAAAGGCAGUCGAUUACGAGAUGAACAGAGCUUUCAUGCUGACGGUGAUGGUAUCAAACCAAGCUCCCCUGGCCAGUGGAAUCCAGAUGUCCUUCCAGUCGACAGCAGGAGUCACCAUUUCGGUUACAGAUGUCAACGAAGCGCCGUAUUUCCCAACGAACCACAAGCUGAUCAGACUGGAGGAAGGGGUGCCCACAGGGACGGUCCUGACAACGUUUUCUGCUGUGGAUCCUGAUCGCUUCAUGCAGCAAGCAGUAAGAUACUCUAAGCUGUCAGAUCCUGCAAACUGGCUGAACAUUAAUGCCACAAAUGGUCAGAUCACUACUGCUGCUGUCCUUGAUCGAGAGUCAGACUACAUUAAGAAUAAUGUCUACGAGGCCACAUUCUUGGCGGCUGACAACGGUAUACCCCCAGCCAGCGGCACUGGCACGCUGCAGAUCUACCUAAUCGACAUCAACGAUAACGCUCCUGAGCUCCUGCCAAAGGAGGCACAGAUCUGUGAAAAGCCAAACCUGAAUGUCAUCAACAUAACAGCCGCAGAUGCUGACAUCGAUCCAAACGUUGGGCCCUUUGUCUUCGAGCUGCCAAGUGUGCCAUCUGCGGUGAGGAAGAACUGGACCAUAACACGGCUGAAUGGUGAUUACGCCCAGCUCAGCUUACGAAUCAUGUACCUGGAAGCCGGUGUGUACGACGUGCCGAUCAUCGUGACGGACUCGGGAAACCCUCCCCUGUACAACACGUCCGUGAUCAAAGUGAAGGUGUGCCCGUGCGAUGAGAACGGCGACUGCACCACCAUCGGGGCAGUAGCUGCCGCAGGACUGGGCACGGGAGCCAUCAUUGCCAUCCUGAUCUGCAUCAUUAUUUUACUAACCAUGGUGCUGCUCUUCGUGGUGUGGAUGAAACGCCGGGAGAAGGAGCGCCACACCAAGCAGCUCCUGAUCGACCCCGAGGAUGACGUGAGGGACAACAUCCUGAAGUACGACGAAGAGGGAGGUGGAGAAGAAGAUCAGGAUUAUGAUUUAAGCCAGCUCCAGCAGCCAGAGACCAUGGAUCACGUGCUGAACAAGGCACCUGGAGUCAGAAGGGUGGAUGAGAGGCCUAUUGGUGCUGAACCGCAGUAUCCUAUAAGACCAGUAAUCCCACAUCCCGGGGAUAUUGGUGACUUUAUAAAUGAGGGCCUGCGUGCGGCGGACAACGACCCCACGGCCCCCCCCUACGAUUCCCUGCUGGUCUUUGACUACGAGGGCAGCGGCUCCACAGCCGGCUCCGUCAGCUCCCUCAACUCCUCCAGCUCCGGGGACCAGGACUACGAUUACCUUAACGACUGGGGCCCCAGGUUCAAGAAACUGGCGGACAUGUACGGGGGAGGCGAGGAGGAUUGAACUGACCUCACUUAUUUAAAAAAAAAAAAAAGAGAGAGAAGAAGAAGAAGAAGAAAAUAAAAACAAUUAAAAACAAACCCACAGACGACAACGUUAACAGAAAGAGCCGACGCAGAAGCAAAGAACUGUACAGAUGUGGCAGCUUUUUUAAUUAAUAUCCCCUGCUGACUGUAUUGUUAUUUUUAGUGGUGAUUUAGGAGGUUUAUUUUUUUUUCCUUUUUCUUUUCAUUUUUUUUUUUUUAGAAUAUUGAGCUGUCUCGCAUGAACACUUGUCUCUGCUGCAGGUUUUUUUGUUUUUGUUUUUGUUUUUUUUUAAUGUCAGCUGGGAUAUUGCUCGUUUAUCUGCUUUAUGACUAAAGAGAGUGAAAGGCACUCUGUCUUAACUUGAAUUUCUUAGAACAGAAGCACUGUUUUUAAAAUAUAUAUAUAUAUAUAUUUGAAAGUGCCUUUUGGUGCAUGUAUCAGAUUCCCUUCAAUCUCAGGAGUGAUGAAAACAAACAUACAACCAUCCUGGGCAGCACUCCCUGUGACCCUAAGCCAGUUCUAGCUGGGAAGGAGUUAACAAAAAGGAACUGUGGAGAUUGUUUCUUUUUUGCCUUUUUUUUUUUUUUUUUUUAAGGGGGUGACUCACUCUGGGGUGGAGAGGAUGGGGGGCGGGAGGGGGAGAUGUUUUGAGUGGAAAUCUUAACAGCCAUCUUUAAGCCUCAGCAGGUGGUGAACUAGUCAUCAUGUUGUAUAUAAUUCAGUGUUAUCAGAUGCAAAAUACCGACUAGGGGGCUCUGCUGUAACCUGGUCACACUCAAUGUAGCUGCAUAGAACUAUAGCAUUGAUAAAGCCUUUGGUUAUUGCCACAGAACUCUCCAACAGCCCUUGCCUAAACCCUACAAGUAAAUCGUGAAAUGACCAAAGGCCCAUUUGUUUGUUUUUAUGCUAUCGGCGUGUUUUGGCUCCCACGAGUGGUGUAAAUACCGGCUGGGUUACGUGGUGCCGUCCCACGUCUCCAGUGGUGCCGUAGGCACGAAGCCGAUGCUCUUUUGCCUCUCACGUGUCUCUGCCCCACUGCAGGCUGGGGCACGCGAUGGGCAGAAGCCGGCGCUCAGCACUUUUGCCAUCCGUAAGUAUGGAGCUAGCCUAGAACGACAUUAAUGCCUUGGAGCAUCAGUAGCCAAAGCUCAACAGCAUCAUGUAACUCAGCUAAUGUGUGUCCUUUAUAUUCGAUGGGUAGGCGCUGCUAUCUGUAGUAAAUGUUUUUUUUGGAGAAGAAGUGCAACGAGGGCCUGUUAAGUAUCUUGUGGUUAAUAUGCUCGAGCAUUGCCAAGCAAGCAAGAGGUUUUGCAGCAUCCAGGCAUAAUUCAACAUCAGUAUUAUAAAUGGUAGCAUACUACCUAGUUUAUAUGUAGGGUCAGUUUAACCAAUAACAAAUAGUUAUUAGCUUUUUUUAUUACAUUUUUCCUUUACUGAUUUGGACUAGUGGGUUUCUGUCUAAUGUUUGUAAAAUGAUUUAGACUGCAUGGAUGUGUAAUAUAAACCACAUUUAAUGGAUUAUGAGCCACUUAAUUAAUGUGCUAUGAAAUCUUGGAUUACCUGUGUUUUAUAUUCUGCAGACGAUUUUGCAGUGGGUUCGCUAAAAAUUGUAAAAGUGCUUAGAUAUAUUUUCAUUUAAAUCCAAGAAUGUGCACAGUACUGGAAGGUGAUUAUCCAGGGGAUAAUCAUGCUUUUUUGAUAUCUUGAUUAAUUCUCAAGUUGAAUGCUAAGAGUUAAACGGGGGGGCGGGGGGAGCGAGCGCGUGCACGCGAGAGAGCGCGAGAAUGAGAAGAAGAGAGCUUGUGGUAACGAGUGGACGUUGUUUCAGAGGGUAUACUAGGCUGCAAGAUCGUCUCUAUAGAUUUUUGAAAUGCUCCUAGUGCAUUUUAUAUUUCACUGUAUCAUAUUUUCUAUAAAAUGCAAUUUCUGUAAAUUAACGAGCAUUUGAAAUGUGUCUUGUAUGAAGUGGAAUGUGGUAAAAGUCUGCCCAAGGGGACUCAAACCGUUACCAGUAUGUUAUUAAUUACCGAGGGUGCGAUCUUUCUUUUUCUCUUGGUCGGUCAGUUAGCCGCCCGGUCACUUUGUCCUUUCACUGCCCAGAGAGCAAACACACGCUCAGAUGAGUUUCUGGAGGAGCCCCGGGGGCGAUGGAUGGCUCAGCCCCGGCAGACCCGGGAGCGGUGGCCACAGCCAGGCGAGGACAUGGCUGCAAGCAGCACGCGCCCCGUCCUCAUGAAGGGCGGCCUUUGCAGGUUUCUAUUCAAGAGCUGGGCACUCGGUUGUCUCAUGAAACCACCAUGAAGGUCUUGGCAUGCUUCUGCCGUGAGCCUUCCCCUCCUCCUGGCCGCCCUCAUCCCCCCCCCAGCCUCCGGCAGGCCUGGCAGCUCCCAGCCUCCAGCUGCUGGGGUCCCCCUGAGCCUUUGGCCUCCCCCUUCUGCUGCCUCAGGCCUUCCACUUGUCUGCAGGCUGGCACCAACUUCAGUGUGCUCCUCCUCUGAAGCCACCCGGCCACAGCAGCAGCAUAAUAAAUAACAAUUCCCCAGUCACGGCCUUGCUUUGUGCCCAUCACCAUAACCUCACCACCAGGUGAAGGAGGCAGACAGAGGCCAGGAGGAGAUGAUGGCACCCGCUUCCCACAGCACUGCCGGCCUGGAUGCCGAGCCGUGCGGACACCUGGCUAUAUCAGCAGGAGCCGAACACGGGCUCCAGAGCACCUGGUGCUUGAUGCCUGGCGUGCUGUUGGCCAUGGCGAUGGCCUACAGGUUGUGGUGUGUGCCCAGGGGCCAUACCCAGGGCUGCAGGGGGCAGCCGCCCCCCUAGCACUGCAGACAGGAGCAGCUCCCUCCCCAGCCAGGAGGGAGACGCUGUCAGACUUCAGCUUGUCUAAACAGUUCAGGAUUUUAAGAACAUUUUAUGCAACCUAAGUCAAACAAAACUGUCGGAGUGAUUAAAAAUAAAUCAGCCUGCUUCCAUUGGAAACUUUUCUUUAAAAAUCAGCGGAUAUUUUUCUGCAGCAUUUGCAAUCCAGACAUUCCAACCCCAUAAGCCUAUAAAUCAAACCAACUAGUUCAUUAUCUUUUGACCCAGUUCUGCUCAGUCUCCCUCCAUAGGACAACCUCCUCCUGCUCCUCCUUCUUCUCCUCCUCCUCCUCCUCCCCGCACCCUCUACACUCACCUUUGCAGUCCCACAAACGUGGCCGCAGGGUCCGGCCCCUUUCCUCGCGGUGGAACAGGCAGAAGGUAAGCGAGCAGCACAUCGAGCAAUGAAAAUAGAACACUUUUGCAAAGCUUUUUGCUUGUUAAUAUGAAUUACACUUUAUAACCAGCUAAGAUAAUGCAGUAUACAUUAAUCUGAGGGGUCCCGUGGAAGAAGUGGCAUUGCCAUUCACGGCUGGAGGUGGCUGCAGCUUACCAGGAGCUGAGGGGGGGAAACACCAACUUUCCCUAAACUUACAGGCUUUUCUUACAGGCCACACAAGGUUAUUCUCUGAAUAAAUAAAUUGAAGCACCAACUUCAAGAAACUAUUGAAAUAAGUGGCGCCCACACAUUGGAGCCCCACUUUUUGCCCACCACGAGGCGGCGGGGGAAAGAGCACUGGUUUCAGACAGAUGAAGGGGAGCCCACUCCAAAAAGAGCAUUUUCACACCCAAUUUCCCCCCAUACCCCGCACCACUGCCAGGAGCCAGUACCACAGCUCUCAGCAGUGUCUAGGGGACAGGGACAGGGACAGUGAUGCUUCGUGUGGCUCCCACCUCCUCAGCAUGAAGCUUACCCAUCUCUGAGCCAGGACCAUCCAUGCCCUAGGUCCCCACUGUGCCUGCAGCCACCUGGGGCACGGCCCCUGUCUGAUAAUUGCACAGCCUGUAGAAAGGGAGAAGCAUCUGUCACGGAAAUGCUUUGCAAGGCAACAAGGAAAUUCAGCAGGUAAUUAAUGACAGUAAAUAGGCAAGUCUGUUAUCGGUGUCCUAAGUGCUACUCAUAGUUCUGCUUAUAGUUUUGCAUUUUCCUGUUUGUUUGUUUGUUUUUCCUGUUUUUGCUGGACCAGGCAAUGCCAUUGAUGGUUGUAAGGGGGUGGUGGGGAGCUCAUGUCCGUGCAGCAGUCACCUGAGCCUCUGUGGCUGGGCUUUUGGGGAUACUCGGGUCCAAAUUCACCCUCCAGCAGUAAGUGGGCUGUCGGAGGUGGCUGUGUCACCUGCACCCACUUGGCAUAGGGUCAACGUCCAGGCGUUGGAGAACUGUGACGGGCAGGGCAGGCAGGGUCUGUACAACACAAUAUGCCAAGAUUGCGACUUUGUUUAGUCUCAAGAAACAUAUUAAGGUAAAAUACGGGACUUUUAUUUGUGAUGUCUUUUGAAGCUCUUCAUUGUAAGUGUGAAAAAAAAUGGGGGGAAUGCUGUGUAACGAUGAACAUGAUGUUUAAAACAGCAGCUAGACAACGUAGGUGUCUCCCACGCAAAGUUAACUCAGUUUCAUGGGGAAAAAAUCAAAGUUAUCUCAAGUACACACAAACCCCAUGCCCAACUGCUCACCAUGAUGUGUACAUAAUGUAGUUAGUGCUUGAAGCUACAAAUCAAAUAGGUGAAAAAAACCAACGAUGACAUAUAGAUGUAUAAUUGGAGCACUUUCUUUUAAUUAUGAUUUUGCAUGUUUCCUUUAACGAUGGAGAAGCUGUGUAGCAGCCCGCAUGACUGUGGUUGUUCUCGAGGAAGACUUCUGCUGUUCUGCUGUAUUCACGCUGAAGCGCAAAAGCAGUUUGCGUCCGUUAACCGAGUUCAAAAACCAUUUUUUGUAACCGUCAACAGCACAAAUAUUUUGUAUUGUUGUUUGUACCAUUUUUGUACCAAAAUCAAAAGAGGGAAAAAAAAAAAUAGGGAAGAAAGUAAAUGUUUUCAAUGUGUUUUUAGUGCCACUGCAAUCUUGGUUUCCAAACUGAGUAACAGCUUUGCUGAUUUAUUGUGUAUCAAAGCUGAACUGGCGCACUGACGCCUGGCUCCAGUGUAAUAAAAAUAAAGUCCCCCUUUUGAAUAGUC